UGCGGAACAGAGAGGAAGAGGGAGCGAACAGAGGAAGAGGGGGCGGACGACCGGUGUCCUUCAUCACUAAAGCACACGUUUAUACUGUUGUCGGUCUUUUGUGUCAUUUUAAUUAAGAGGAACUGGGACGCUGACCGUGAAAAUGGCGCAGCCGGACACCAAGAAGAUCUUCUUCGAGAACCUGUCGGGAGCGGGCAAAUCCAUUGCGGUGCUGACGAGCGGAGGAGAUGCUCAAGGGAUGAAUGCUGCUGUUCGUGCUGUCGUUCGAAUGGGGUUAUACGUGGGUGCAAAAGUUUAUUUCAUUCAUGAGGGAUAUCAGGGUAUGGUGGACGGUGGGGAGCACAUAAAGGAAGCCACAUGGGAAAGUGUUUCCAGCAUGCUACAAGUGGGUGGGACAGUUAUUGGCAGCGCCCGCUGCAAAGAGUUUCGCACUCAUGAGGGACGGCUGAAGGCCGCUCACAACCUGGUGCAGUACGGCAUCACCAACCUCUGUGUGAUCGGUGGAGAUGGCAGUUUGACCGGAGCCAACCUCUUUAGGGAGGAAUGGAGUGGACUGCUGUUGGAGCUGGUUGGCCAAGGUCUGAUCGAGGACGAAGCUGUUCAGAAGUACUCCGCCCUCCACAUCGUGGGGAUGGUCGGCUCCAUCGAUAACGACUUCUGCGGCACUGACAUGACAAUCGGCACAGACUCGGCUUUGCACAGAAUCAUAGAGGUGGUGGACGCCAUCAUGACAACCGCACAGAGUCACCAGAGGACAUUUGUGUUGGAGGUCAUGGGCAGACACUGUGGCUACCUGGCCUUGGUGAGCGCCCUCGCUUGUGGGGCAGACUGGGUGUUGAUCCCAGAGAUGCCCCCAGAGGACGGCUGGGAGGACAAGAUGUGUCAGAAACUGUCUGCGAACCGAGCAGGGAUGAAAAGGCUGAAUAUCAUAAUUGUAGCCGAAGGGGCGAUUGAUCAUAGCAACAAGCUCAUUACCACAGACUAUAUUAAGGAUCUUGUCGUCAAAUGUUUGGGCUUCGACACGCGGGUGACAAUUCUGGGGCACGUGCAGAGAGGAGGGACCCCCUCUGCUUUUGACCGAAUCCUGGCCAGUCGUAUGGGUGUGGAGGCUGUUUUUGCCCUGCUAGAGACCACAGCCAACACGCCAGCCUGUGUGGUGUCUCUGUGCGGGAACCAAUCGGUGCGUCUGCCUCUGAUGGAGUGUGUGCAGAUGACUCAGGAGGUCCAGAAGGCCAUGGACGAGAAGCGGUUUGAGGAGGCUGUCAAGCUUCGGGGCAGGAGUUUUGAAAACAACUUGAAGACGUACAAACUGCUGGCUCAUCGUAAACCAGAAACUGAACUGCCAAUUAGCAACUUCAAUGUGGCAGUGCUGAAUGUUGGUGCCCCUGCGGCGGGCAUGAAUGCUGCAGUGCGUUCCGCUGUCAGGGUCGGCAUCUCUGAGGGGCACAAGAUGUUCGCCGUCAGCGAUGGGUUCGAAGGAUUAUCUAAGGGACAGAUCAGGGAGAUUAAAUGGGCUGAUGUUGGAGGAUGGACGGGACAGGGUGGAUCUCUACUGGGAACCAAAAGAACUCUCCCUGCAAAGCAUAUUGACAAAAUUGCUGAGCAGAUGAGAAAGAACAACAUUAAUGCAUUGCUCAUAAUUGGUGGAUUCGAGGCCUUCCUGUCACUGCUGGAAUUGUUAACGGCGCGCGGGAAAUAUGACGAGUUCUGCGUGCCCAUGGUCAUGGUCCCAGCCACAGUCUCCAACAAUGUGCCGGGCUCAGACCUCAGCAUUGGUGCUGACACGGCUCUGAACGCCAUCACUACUGCGUUUGAGAGUCUGCUGCAGCUGUAUGAGGCUCGCGCUACCCAUGAGGAGUUAUGCAUCCCGAUGUGUAUGCUGCCUGCCACCAUAAGUAACAAUGUACCGGGCACAGAUCUAAGUAUCGGGGCAGACACGGCCCUCAAUGCCAUCGUGGAGACUUGUGACCGCAUCAAGCAGUCGGCCAGUGGGACCAAGAGACGCGUGUUCAUCAUUGAGACCAUGGGAGGCUACUGUGGCUACCUGGCCAGUGUUGGAGGUCUGGCUGCUGGAGCAGACGCUGCCUACAUCUAUGAGGAGCCGUUUGACAUCAGAGACCUGCAGGCCAAUGUUGAGCAUCUGACAGAGAAAAUGAAGACGAGCAUUCAAAGAGGACUGGUCCUCAGGAAUGAGAACAGUAAUGAGAACUACACCACAGACUUCAUCUACCAGCUGUACUCUGAAGAAGGGAAGGGAGUGUUUGACUGCAGGAAGAAUGUGCUGGGUCACAUGCAGCAGGGAGGAGCCCCGUCUCCGUUCGACCGUAACUUUGGGACGAAGAUCUCUGCCAAGGCGAUGCAGUGGAUCACCAAGAAGCUGGUUGAGACGUUCAGACAAGGCCGAGUGUUCGCCAACACUGAGGACACCUGCUGUCUGCUGGGGAUGCGUCGCAGGGCUCUGGUCUUCCAGCCGGUCGUACAACUCAAGGGCGACACUGACUUUGUCCACAGGAUCCCCAAGGAGCAGUGGUGGCUGAAGCUGCGUCCCCUCAUGAAGAUCUUGGCCAAGUACAAGACGAGCUACGACGUCUCGGACUGUAGUCAGCUGGAGCACAUUGUACGCAACCGUCCCAAAGAGUCGGACGCUUCAGUAGCAAUGUGAAAGGCCCCCUGUGCUGCCCGGGGGUCUGCAACGUGUCUAAGAGUGAGGCUGUGUGUGUGUGUGGGUGCCAGUGUGCGUGUCAUAAAAGAGCUCCAGUUACCACAACCAACCAUGUUCAAUUCCUGUGUGUGUCAUUUCCCUUCAUUCUGUAGGCUCUGCAGCGCUUCUUCUAGACGACACACACACGUGUACGCUUGGGCACGCCGUACACACACCUGCCCUGCCGUGCACUUGUGUGUCCUUGUUGCACUGGAUGUUUAGUGUCAGCGUUGUUAGCAAAUUGCACUUUCCCUGUCUCCAGUCUCAUGAGGACAGAAACAACACUGUAUCUGCUGUACAAACCAAUAUGUGGGUGUGUGGGUGUGUCUGCCUAGAACCAGUGUGACCCUCUGUAUAUUCAGUCAGACUGACGCAGUGCACUUACUGCUACAUGUCUAGAGAACGGCGUGCUGCGCUUCACACAGAAACUAAUAUUUAUCUUUUUAACAUUGUUAUUAUUUUGCUUGUAAUCAUGGAUAUAUAUAUAUUAACUGUCGGCACUGCUGUACUGAGUAGCUGUCUGUCAAACUGCACCAACAAGAUAGAUGUGUCAGAGAAUAAUGUUUCCAACAGAUUAAAACCAGACAGUGUAACCUGC
Messenger RNA from Platichthys flesus (European flounder), 3299 nucleotides. It is a transcript of the gene pfkpa, whose product is annotated as phosphofructokinase, platelet a. Gene Ontology annotation, biological process: fructose 1,6-bisphosphate metabolic process; canonical glycolysis; fructose 6-phosphate metabolic process. Lineage: Eukaryota; Metazoa; Chordata; Actinopteri; Pleuronectiformes; Pleuronectidae. Gene Ontology annotation, cellular component: cytoplasm; 6-phosphofructokinase complex; membrane. The record is from RefSeq and is a predicted model, not a curated record. Gene Ontology annotation, molecular function: monosaccharide binding; fructose-6-phosphate binding; 6-phosphofructokinase activity. The coding region runs from base 143 to 2662 and encodes 839 amino acids. The transcript is spliced from 23 exons.